Molecule: messenger RNA, 2246 nt
Organism: Alosa sapidissima (American shad)
Lineage: Eukaryota; Metazoa; Chordata; Actinopteri; Clupeiformes; Clupeidae
Product: endochitinase A-like
Exons: 11
Coding region: 56-1462 (468 amino acids)
Biological process (GO): interleukin-15-mediated signaling pathway; positive regulation of ERK1 and ERK2 cascade; T cell activation
Cellular component (GO): membrane raft; external side of plasma membrane
Molecular function (GO): MHC class II protein binding; protein tyrosine kinase binding
Source: RefSeq, a predicted model, not a curated record
CUCACACACACACACAUACACACACACAGAAGACAGAGAAGAGGAGAGGAGGAAGAUGGCGUCCAUCCCCUGUGUGCUGAUAAUGUUGCUGAUCUGCUGGACUCAGGACCACAUGGGUGUCAGAGGGGAAACCCCCACUGUGUUCUCCAGUGUGGGGCAGAACGCCACUCUGCCCUGUGGUAACGUGGCUCAGCCUGACUGCUCCACUACUUCAUGGAUACACAGUGAUAGAAAAGCUACAGUUGAAUUGGUUCAACUUGGGAAGGUCGAAGAAUGUACUGACCCCCCCAACUCAGAUGAGUGUAAAAGAGCUAAGAGACUGAGUCUGCACUCUGGCUGUUCUCUGCACAUCACUGAAGUCACCACUGAUGAAGCUGGACUCUACACCUGUCAGCAGUAUGGGGGAAAGGAUAAACCCAAAAUCAGAAACGAUACUUCAGUUCAUCUGUCAGUUCUUUCUGAUUUUAAACCCACAUCUUCCUCAACCUCUGUAUCAAAAUCCUUUACACCAAAGACAACAACGGACACCCCUUCCAACUCAGGCUCAUCAGGUGUGAGGGGGGAAUCCCCCACUGUGUUCUCCAGUGUGGGGCAGAACGCCACUCUGCCCUGUGGUAACGUGGCUCAGCCUGACUGCUCUACUACAACAUGGAUACACAGUGAUGGAAAAGCUACAGUUGAAUUGGUCACACUUGGGAAGGUCAAAGAAUGCACUGACCGCCCCAACUCAGAUGAGUGUAAAAGAGCUAAGAGACUGAGUCUGCACUCUGGCUGUUCUCUGCACAUCACUGAAGUCACCACUGAUGAAGCUGGACUCUACACCUGUCAGCAGUAUGGGGGAAAGGGUGAACCCAAAAUCAGAAACGAUACUUCAGUUCAUCUGUCAGUUCUUUCUGAUUUUAAACCUCCAUCUACCUCAACCUCUGUAUCAAAAUCCUCUACACCAAAGACAACAACGGACACCCCUUCCAACUCAGGCACAUCAGGUGCUCAACCCACAUUUCUUCCAGGUACACAAGUCUCAGAUAAUAAACCCACAUCUCUCUCAACCUCUGUAUCAAAAUCCUCUACACCAAAAACAACAAAUAUCCCUGUUUCUCCAGACUCAGGCUCAUCAGUCACCCCAGUUGUUCCUCUGAUAGCUGGAGUUGGUGUCCCACUUGGUCUGUUGGCUGCUGCAUUGAUAAUUGUGGUGAUGCACAAGAGAAGGACAAAUGCUGGGGGAGAGACCAAACACACAUCAAAGGAGGAUGAAGCUGAUCUGCACUACGCUGCCUUUCAGCAUCUCAACCCAACCCAAGCUAGGCCUUCUGCAAAGCAGUCUGAGGACACUGUGACCUACAGCAGCAUCAUGCAGUUAUCUGGUGGUGAGGACCAGAACAGCAGCAGACCAGCUGGAGGACCAGCGGACUCCAAUGCUGUUUAUGCCACCGUCCAGAAGAGUGACAAGACACAGGAUUAAUACAGACACAUGCAUAGGGCCUAGGCAUAUCCAUAUACACACGCUUAUGCAUGCAGGCAUGCACGCAUAUGCACACACACACACAUACAGUAUACAUACGCACACACACACACACACCCGCGCACAUGCACACACACACACACGCACACACACACACAGAUAGUAACUGUACAAACACAUGUACAAGACUUCCUCUCACAGCUCUUUCAGUGGUUAGCGUUGAUGACUGACUGUGGGUGUGAAAUGUGUCAGUACCCCCCCCCCCCCCCUCACACACACACACACACACACACACACAAAUUCACAUGCACUGCACACACACACACACUCACACUCACACUCACACACACACACACACACACUCACUCAUUCACACACACAUUUUGAACCCUUAAGUAAAACAUAGGCUGUCUUGUCUUACAGUCUUUUGACCAGAUUUGACCAUCUACUUUACGACCUGACACACAUGCACACAGGAGAAACAGACACAGGCACACACAGACAUGCACACACACACAAACACACACACACACACACACACACACACCUAAACACGGCCAAAAGUCACUGAUUUAAAGGCUUGCACAAUGCAUGAAACAUAAUAGGACACAUUACAGACGAAAAACUAAUUCUAACAUGAUUCAGGAGAUAUUAGCAAAUAUUAAAGAGGCGUCUUGUGUCCAACAAGUUCCUCUUUCUCAUUGUUGUUUUUUCUCAGAGCAGCACUUAAUACUGUAAAUAUUGACAUGCUUGAUAUAUGGGUGUUUUCUAAUGUGCCAUUAUG